AUUGCAGGUAAAUGGAUGAAAGCACGAUCCGUGUACCGUUCGUUCAAUAUCCGAAUUUAAACAACAAAUACGGAUACCAUUUGGAUCUGUGGAUAUGAUCAUGCACUGACUGAAAAUUUGUCAAUUAUAGCCUACUAGUGUACAUACAUAAUUUCAGUCUCAUCAUCAGAUGUAUCAGACAAGGCAAACGCAAUAACUGCUUGGUAACAUUCCAUGCAUGCGUAUUGGAGGAAUUAACCGGCCUAUAAAACUCACUCCCACCACUAUGUGCUCUUAUUCUUGUCACUCCAUGUUUCUACUCCGGCGUUAUCCACAAUCAGAGGAGAAUAUAUUUUUUUACAUUUUUGUGUGAACUGGGUUUGGUCUAAAAGAGGGGAAUUAUGAUCACUCUUUCACCUGUACCCUUUGUGUCUGGGCUGUGUAUAGGAUUUCUGUCUAUUCAAUACUUUGUUUACUUGGACACCAGCACUGCAAAACCAGCUGUUUUCUCACUGGGUUACUCCAGUGGAGUUCAUUAUGACAAAAGGGUUCCAAGACACAUACACUCAGAUGAGGACAGGAGUGUUGCAGCCAACCUGUCCCAAAAUGUACGACUACUAUGUUGGAUCAUGACUGGGCCUAAGAACCUGGAGUCCAGAACCAAACACAUCCGGGCCACCUGGGCCAAACGAUGCAAUAAAAUCCUCUACAUGAGCUCAGUGGAGACCGAAUUCCCCACGGUGGGGCUCAACGUAAGCGAGGGACGAGACCAGCUCUACUGGAAGACCAUCAGAGCCUUCCAGUACAUCUACCAACACCACCGCAACGACUACGACUGGGUCCUCAAAGCCGACGAUGACACGUUCGUGGUCAUCGAGAACCUCCGAUACACAUUGUCUAAACAGGACCCGGAGAAGCCUGUAUACUUUGGGCGAAGGUUCCGCCCGUUCGUCCAGCAGGGUUACAUGAGUGGUGGAGCCGGCUAUGUCCUCAGUAAAGAAGCCGUCAGAAGGUUCAUCAAGGGAUUCGACACAGGGAAAUGUUCCCACUUCUCCAUCAUAGAAGACAUGGCUCUAGGGAAGUGUAUGGAGACUAUGGGUGUGGAGCCGGGGGACUCCAGAGAUGUGAAGGGAAGGCAGACGUUUCAUCCCUACCCACCACACAAGCACCUGAUCAAAAAGCCACCCAGAAAACUGCCCUUGCAUCUCUUAUACGACCACUACAAACUAAGAGAGGGCCCAGAAUGUUGUUCAGAUCACAUCGUAUCAUUUCACUACAUCUACCCUGUAGAGAUGUACACACUGGAAUACUUCACCUAUCAUCUACGGCCCUAUGGAUACAAGUACAGGUACAACCCUGAUGCUGCAGCAGCUGAAAUUGAGAGUAACACCACCACACCUGUCUCUGCUUAACACAGAGAUAUCACAGACAGACUACUGCACUGAAGAAAGAACUUAUUUCUGUGUCAUGUUUAAAUGCCGAAACAACAGCCUGACAUUGCCACUUUCUUUGGUAAGCUGAGCAAUGAGACUAAGGAAAUGGAACCACUAUCAAAUUCAUUGACAUGGUAGUUUUAAACAUAUUUUGAAGCUAUACAUUGUAUUUGUUGUCUAUGUAAACGAACAUGAACAAUAGAG
Messenger RNA from Salmo salar (Atlantic salmon), 1616 nucleotides. Its product is annotated as glycoprotein-N-acetylgalactosamine 3-beta-galactosyltransferase 1-like. Gene Ontology annotation, cellular component: membrane. The record is from RefSeq and is a predicted model, not a curated record. Gene Ontology annotation, molecular function: N-acetylgalactosaminide beta-1,3-galactosyltransferase activity. NCBI's taxonomy places the organism in Eukaryota, Metazoa, Chordata, Actinopteri, Salmoniformes, Salmonidae.